Messenger RNA from Scatophagus argus, 2032 nucleotides. It is a transcript of the gene med4, whose product is annotated as mediator complex subunit 4. Gene Ontology annotation, biological process: regulation of transcription by RNA polymerase II. Gene Ontology annotation, cellular component: mediator complex; core mediator complex. The transcript has 7 exons. The record is from RefSeq and is a predicted model, not a curated record. NCBI's taxonomy places the organism in Eukaryota, Metazoa, Chordata, Actinopteri, Scatophagidae. The coding region runs from base 81 to 842 and encodes 253 amino acids. Gene Ontology annotation, molecular function: transcription coregulator activity.
GACCAGAAGAUGGCAGUAAGGCAACAAAGGUUAACGAAGAAGACACUUCCUGUCUUGCGCAGAAGCGACGUGAAUCAACCAUGGCGACGGCGGCAGCGAAGUCAACGAAAGAGCGGCUGUUGUCUGUGUUGGACGAUUUGGAGGUUUUAUCCCGAGAACUGAUCGAGAUGUUGGCUCUGUCCAGGAGUCAGAAACUGCCCCAACCGGGAGAGGACAUUCAGAUCCUGGAGCUGCUGGUGCAGAGGGACAGGGAGUUUCAGGAGCUGAUGGAGGUGGCUCAGCAGCAGGGGAAAGUGCACCAGGAGAUGCAGCUGCUGGAGAAGGAGGUGGAGAAGAGAGACAGCGACAUCCAGCAGCUCCAGAAACAGCUGAAGGAGGCUGAACACAUCUUGGCCACUGCUGUUUACCAAGCCAAAGAGAAACUCAAAUCCAUCGAAAAAGCCAGGAAAGGAAGCAUCUCUUCAGAAGAAAUCAUCAAGUAUGCCCACAGGAUCAGUGCCAGUAACGCCGUGUGUGCGCCUCUCAACUGGGUCCCAGGUGAUCCACGCAGGCCCUACCCGACUGACCUGGAAAUGCGCAGUGGGAUGCUGGGUCACAUGGCCAACCUGCCGACCAAUGGCGUGAAUGGACACCUGCCCGGCGACGCUCUGGCUGCUGGGAGGCUUCCUGACGUGUUGACGCCUCACUACCCCUGGCAGACGUCAGACGUCUCAGUGGGGAUGCUGCCUCCUCACCACGGCAACGACUUUGGCCUGGAGCCUCCGGGUCACAACAAGGAGAACGAGGACGACGUGGAGGCUAUGUCGACCGACUCUUCCAGCAGCAGCAGUGACUCCGACUGAAAGACUGACAGUGUGUGUGUGUGUGUGUGUGUGUGUGUGUGUGUGGGGUGGGGGGGCAGGGACAGGGACACCUCUGUUCAUUUGUAUCUGAUAUAUGAUGGAGGACAAAAAUGGAGCUUGUUAAUUUAAAGGUCCAUUCAGUAGUUUUUCACAGGACCUGUUCCACAGUCACGUGGUGGUCUGACUUUGUAAACCUGAGUCUUCAUUCGUCUUCUCUGCAGAAGUUCAGUCUGCCUGUUUGUCACUGAUGGAGGAGCUCAUUCCUAAAGUGGGAUCAUUAAACCCCCAUUUAUUCUCAUUAUAUCAGCUGAGGGCUUGAGUUCCCCACAUGUCUCUGAUUUAAAAUGUGCCGUCAUUAAUUUCAAUCUGUAGAAUGAGUCAGUUUGUAGGAGUAGCAUUGAUUUUUAUAUUAAGGAGGAGCCUCUGAAGCUCAUUUGGCUGAAGGAGCAGGAUGGACCAGCGGCUGCAGGUCUGAAGACAUUGUUAUUGUGACCAUAAUGAAAUGAGGCUUCCACAGUGAUAUUCUGGGUGGUAGUUUGAGGGUUUUGACUGCAGGGAGGAAACGGAGCCGUGUGUGGGGGAGUCAGUGAACAGCGUCUCAGGGUUUUCGUGUGGCCCAGCUCCCGGCCUGAGAUACAGCAUGUUUUUAAAGAAAUUACGUUUUUGGAAGCGCAUGUUCACUGUCUUGCUGAGAGCUGAUUAGCUUAGCUUAAAGACCGGAAGCAGGGAAACUUCACUCUGUUCAGCAAAAUCUGCUGUGAAACUCACUGAUUACAUUGUGUUUGUCUAAUCUGUACAGAAACUGAAGUGUAAUUUAAGGGCUUGGCAACCUCAAGUGCCACCAAGGUGGAGCCAGACGAGCUUUGUCCCCAUUUCCUGUCUUUGUGCUAAGCUAACUGGCACGUUUAAAUGUGGAACUGUUGCGAAGUUUACUGGUGAACUCUGUACAUGAAGAGAGAAUUCAUGAGCAACAUCGUUGUGUAAAAACAGGCUGGAACUGAAAACAAAACCGAACCCAGACUUCUCCUUUGGUGACUCAUGUUGAAACAAACUUCAUGUGCCAUUGUUCUCUGUGUUCCAGUGAAGUGAGAGUGGCUGUGUAGCAAUGUGGACACAUGCUGUUAACUUACCUCUGUGUAAAUACGCUUGUACAGACUCGGCCUUGUAAAUAAAUACUUUUUGCAUAGAAA